UUUGCUUUCAAUACACACGCUGACACGCUAAGUGAGAUAGACAACGGCUUCUGACUAACACACAGUCAUUAUGUCCUCUGGUGGAGAGAAGUCCAAGCCUGCCUCCCAGCCUGAUGGAAGGACUAAGAGAACCGAGAUGGGCACGGGAAACUACAGGAUGUAUGUGUUUGAUCAAGAGAACUUUCAGGGCCGUAUGAUCGAGAUCACCAAUGAGUGCAUGAACGUGUGUGAGAUGGGCAUGGACAAAGUGCGUUCCCUCCGUGUGGAGUGUGGCCCUUGGGUGGGUUGGGAGCAGAUGAACUUCUGUGGAGAGAUGUACAUCCUGGAGAAGGGUGAGUACCCUCGCUGGGACUGCUGGAGCAACUGCCACAGGAACGACUAUCUGCUCUCCUUUAGACCCGUCAAAAUGGAUCCAGAAAAGCAUAAAAUCUGUCUUUAUGAGGUUGGUGAGUUCAAGGGCCGCAAGAUGGAGAUUAUCGAUGAUGACGUUCCCAGUAUGUACACCUACGGCUUUACCGACCGUGUUGGCAGCAUCAUGGUCAGCUGUGGCACUUGGGUGGGCUACCAGUACCCCGGUUACCGUGGCAGCCAGUACCUGCUAGAGAAGGGUGACUACCGUCACUUUAACGAGUUUGGUGCUCGUCAUCCCCAGAUGCAGUCCGUCAGGCGUAUUCGCGACAUGCAGUGGCACCCAGAUGGCUGCUACACUAUGGCCACCAAGUGAGGGUUCGGGAGGAUGAGAAAGAGAGGGAACAAGGGGGAGGGUAAGAGAGGGGGAGAUGAAGAUAAAGGAGGGGGAGGGGGGAGGGCCAAGAAGGAGAGGAGGAGCGCACCACUCAUAUGAGUCAUCUGGGGUAGGGAGAUACUGAGAGAUUGAACGUAUUCUUGGCUUGCCACAACACAAAUACGUAUUGGAGGAAAAUGUGGCAGAUUACUGCAGUUGUUAAGAUUGACAUGGCAUUUUCUAUCUCACCCCUAUUUAUUCUCUCUGUACUCUUUAC
Messenger RNA from Xyrauchen texanus (razorback sucker), 1001 nucleotides. RefSeq names its product beta-crystallin B1-like. Gene Ontology annotation, biological process: lens development in camera-type eye; visual perception. The transcript has 6 exons. Gene Ontology annotation, molecular function: structural constituent of eye lens. NCBI's taxonomy places the organism in Eukaryota, Metazoa, Chordata, Actinopteri, Cypriniformes, Catostomidae. The record is from RefSeq and is a predicted model, not a curated record. The coding region runs from base 71 to 724 and encodes 217 amino acids.